This is a messenger RNA of Sinocyclocheilus anshuiensis, 2164 nucleotides long. Its product is annotated as hyaluronidase-1-like. Lineage: Eukaryota; Metazoa; Chordata; Actinopteri; Cypriniformes; Cyprinidae. Bases 372 to 1874 code for a protein of 500 amino acids. Gene Ontology annotation, biological process: carbohydrate metabolic process; hyaluronan catabolic process. Gene Ontology annotation, molecular function: hyalurononglucosaminidase activity. Gene Ontology annotation, cellular component: cytoplasmic vesicle. The transcript has 5 exons. The record is from RefSeq and is a predicted model, not a curated record.
CUACUUACUAACAGAUUACUCUGGUGAAGGUGAGUUAGACUGCUUUCCUCUCUAUUUCCUCUUUCUGUCACUUCAUCCAUCCUUUUGUCAGGACAGCCUGUCAUCUCAUCCCUCAUGGUUGGGCUGAAGUCUCUCCCUUCUGUGGCUUCCUGUACUGAGCCAGGAGACCCGAACGUGCGAACCUGCACAGAAACACUCAUUUCUUAUUAUUCCCCAUUCAGAAGAGUCCUCUUCAUCUUGACCUUGCCUUCUGGAUUCUUUGACCUGGAGAUCCAAUGCAGAGGUGAGUAAUGCAGAGACAUUAUCCCUCUCCAAGGAGGCUUUUGUGUGAGUUUUGGGGUGAGGGGCCCUGAAACCUCUUGCUCAGCUCCAUGGCUGGAAGAAAACACACGUUCAUCCUCCUCUCCCUUUCUCUUCUAUUCCUCCUCUUCUGUCUCUUCACUCGUCCAUGUGUCUGCGGUCCUGCCCGGGCCCCUCUUCUCGCUGGCCAGCCUUUCCUGGUGUUAUGGGGGGUUCCAGACAAAGACUGUUUGGGUCGGCCGGACCCAGCUGCAUUUGGGAUGGAGUGGGAAGGCCGUGUGGCAAUAUUUUAUGAGGACACGCUAGGACUUUACCCAUAUUUCACUGCACAGGAUCGUCCUGUCAACGGUGGCCUACCACAACACACCAGCCUUGACAUUCACCUCCAGAGGGUGGAGGGUGACCUGACGGCCUCAUUACCCCAAGCAGGAGCACCUGGUUUAGGGGUGCUGCGCUGGCAAGAGUGGGCGCCUCAGUGGAACAGGAACAGGGGAAUUAAAACAAAGUAUCUUGUGGAGUCGAGGGCACUUCUCCGGGGAUUUUUUCCAGACUGGAGCACAGAGGAAGUAGAGAAAUGGUCUCAGGUUGACUUUGAAGCAGCAGCACAGUCCAUAAUGAUGGAAACCCUGCGGGAGGUGAAGAGACUCCACCCACAAAGAUUAUGGGGCAUAGCCCCAUAUCCUAACUGCUAUAACUUUGACUCCACCCAGAUAGCAUUAGCCAAUUACACGGGACGGUGCCCUGCGGCAGAAAUGGCCCUUAAUGAUGAGCUCAUGUGGCUGUGGAAGCGAAGCGGUACCCUCUAUCCAGCCCUCUCACUGGAGAAGCUGCCAGAGGGAACUAAAGGGGCGUGGCUUUACGCAACCAAUCAGAUCAGAGAGGCUUUACGAGUGGCGGCUCUUGCAGGGACUACCUUUGAUCUUCCUGUGUUUCCACUGAUCAAGAUUGUGUACACCUCCUCUAGCUCCUUUCUCUCAGAGAUUGAUCUGGUGAACACAAUUGGAGAGAGUGCUGCUAUGGGAGCAUCUGGAGUCAUUAUAUGGGAAAAAUCCUUAGCAGUUAAAACACAGAAAUCCUGCUCAGAGUUCAGCUCGUAUGUUCGUCAGGUUCUUGGCCCAUAUGCUGUCAAUGUGACCACUGCAGCACGUCUCUGUGGAGUCUCAUUGUGUCAGGGCCGUGGACGCUGUGUGCGUAAGAAACCUGAGGACCCCACAUACCUGCAUCUUCCUUCAGCCCACUUUAUGCUUCUCCCAAAUGGGGCAGAAGGUGUCCGGGCCACGGGAGAGCUUCCCACUGCUUACAUAGACCUCUGGAAGAAGGACUCCCGCUGCCAGUGGUUCGAAGCCUUGGAGGGUGCAGCAGCAGAUCAAGAAUCUGGCGUGGUGCUGGAAAACCAAGGGAAAAUAACAUCACCAACAGUAAAAACAGUGGUUGGGAUAAGCCCGAGUCAGAGUACCGUGGUUCCAGUGAUUCAAGUGGCAGUAGUGCCUACCAAGCAGCCAGUGGACGGCGGAAAUUCUGCACUUAUUACACCCAUCAUCCUUCUCUCCUCACUGGUUCUUCAUUAUGUUUGACGAGUAGAGAGCUGGAGUGUGAAGGAACUUUUGUGAACCUCAGUUGGCCUUGAUUUUGAUCGCUAAUUGCAAAAAGAAUUUUAAUAUAAAUACCCAAAGGAAUAUCUCUGUUAAGAGAAUAGCUUCUGUAAAAGAUAAUCUCAGAGAUGGAUUUAAAUUCACAGUCUGAACACGACUGAAUAAACAGAUCUGUUCUGCAUCACCUGCACUUGAAAAUGAACUGCAUAACUUAUAUUGGAUAUAGUUUUUUAAAGGGAUAGUGCUAUCAUUGACCCUCCACUUGUUCCAAA